This is a messenger RNA of Halteromyces radiatus, 1198 nucleotides long. Its product is annotated as WD40-repeat-containing domain protein. Bases 11 to 1090 code for a protein of 359 amino acids. The record is from RefSeq and is a predicted model, not a curated record. The transcript has 10 exons. Gene Ontology annotation, molecular function: protein binding. NCBI's taxonomy places the organism in Eukaryota, Fungi, Mucoromycota, Mucoromycetes, Mucorales, Cunninghamellaceae.
UUUUUUUUUUAUGACCAUCACUCUUCAUCCCAUUACUCAACUCAAAGGACAUACUGCUCCUGUUCUUUGUGCCAAAUAUGCCAAAGAUACCAUUUUAGGUGACCAUGUACUUGCUUCUGGUUCAGAGGAUAAUACCUGUCGUAUUUGGGAUUUACGUUCACAACGUGUAGUCAAAGGAAUCAAAGGUUUGCAUAAUCCGGUUUCUAGCGUGGAGUUUGCUCCUGUGCCUGAAAGUUCAUUGCUUUACUUAUCCUCUGGAACCAAGGUUUUCACAUAUGAUAUACGAAACACAAGUAUGAUUCUAUCUGAAGCUACUAGGGAAUACGAUUUCAGUAGUGAUGAAAUUAAUUCUAUCGAUGUCAAUGGAAAACAUACAUAUCUGGCUACAGCAGACGACAAUGGUGAAGUGAAAAUAAUUGAUCUGGCUACUCAUACUAUAUUCAAGAAAAUGACAAAGAAGCAUGGAAAUUUAUGUAUGUCUGUCAAGUUUAGUCAACGAAUGACCUGGGAAGUGUGGUCGGGCGGAUUGGAUUGCAAGAUUUAUCGAUGGGACUACUCUAGGGGGAAACCGUUGGACAUCAUAAAUACAACAUCAAGCGAACCCUCAGCAUCACAAAUGUUUAACCCUCCUUUUGUCUACACUCUUGGAUCUUCUUUGGAUGGAAAUUGGAUUGCUGCUGGUUUAGGGGAUGCAUCCAUUCAGCUUUUUAACUUUGGUGAUAAGAAGAAGAAAAAACAGCAACUGGAUACCAAUCCUAGAGAAAUACGGUUGGAAAAUGGUCAUACCAAUAUGGUCAAUUGUUUAUCAUUCUUACCUCUAUUGGAUGGUAAUAAUACCUUUGCACAUUUGUUAUCAGGUUCAGUCAAUGGUUCUUUGGCAUUAUGGCGUCUACCUCAUCACCUUGAUGACGUGACUGAUCAUCAUCAUCAAUUACAAGAAACUCUAGAGAAAUAUCAAUUGGACGACUCGAUAGCACGAUUGAAUCAUUUGGAAUCAUAUUCAUUGGAUGGAACAUCAACUCAACUGGCAGUGGCUGGUGUAGGCACUCAAUGCAAUCUAGGGGUACUGAAUCUUUAUUCUCUAUUAUAGAAUUUGACUCCUGUUUUAUAUCGACUUAUUUUAGUUAUUAUUCGUAAUCAAAUCUAUGUUUUAUUAUAGUUGUUGUAGACUUUAUUGUAGUUUUAAAAUAAAUAUCAC